Entamoeba invadens IP1 is the source of this 2433-nucleotide messenger RNA. RefSeq lists its product as hypothetical. The transcript has 2 exons. Bases 1 to 2433 code for a protein of 810 amino acids. The record is from RefSeq and is a predicted model, not a curated record. Gene Ontology annotation, molecular function: GTPase activator activity. Gene Ontology annotation, biological process: activation of GTPase activity. Lineage: Eukaryota; Evosea; Mastigamoebida; Endamoebidae.
AUGCAAGUAAAAACACCAAGACCGGUUGCGCCAUUUAGAAAACAACAAGAGACUAUUCGGCAACAACACAGUGCCCCUCCAUCACUUCCUAAACGGUCGCAACAACUUGUUGAACAACAAAUAUCCGACCCACAAUGUGACAAAUUGUCGAGAUCUGAAAAUUAUGAAAAAACGGAUACGACCGAAAGUUUUGAAAAACUAGAAAAAAAACCACGGGCACUUCCUUCACUUCCCGCAAAGGUAAAUACAGACAAACUCUCGAAAUUGAUAACCAAAGGGUUUAAAGAACAACAAGAACGUUUUGACAAAACAUCACCAAAAACACCGGAACGCCAAGAAAACGUAAAAAUUGACAAACAAGACGAAACACAACCAAUUAAAAAUCCAACAAACCCUAAAAUCGCUCUGAAACUUCCAGAAACCCCCGAAAAUCUUCCAAAAAGUGAAAAACAAGAAAAACUUGAAAAAGUUUUGUCGCAAGGUUUUUGCGACAAAAAUGUGUCAAAACCUGAAAAAAAAUCCACGAAAUCGCAACUUCCAGAAACGCAAGAAAAACUUGAGAAAAUUUUGUCACAAAGUCUUUGCGACAAAAAUUCCACUGAAAAUUACGAAAAGAAAAACAAUUCCAAUUAUUGCGGUAAAAUUGUGUUAAAAACUGAAAAAAAUAUGACAAAACAAGAGAAACCGAAAGUGGUACGGGACUCUUCAUUUCCAUUUUUAGAUUUUACAAUAAAACGAGAGAAAGAUCCAGAAAAAUAUCGCCAGUCGGUUUAUAGUCGUGAGAACACUAUUGUUUAUACCGCACAAAAUGUAAAAAUAAUACCAUCAAAUCAUUUUAUCGUCGAAGGGGAUUUCUUCGUUGUUUUAAAGUCCGAACAUUUCUUCCUUCGCUUUUCCCCUAAUCUCAUUAAACCAACUUUCGACUCCGUUUUGAACUUCUUUAAAAAGGCGGAGAUCCCAGAAAUAGACUUGGACGAGUAUAAGAUGGUCUGUUGCCUCACAGAGAUCUCAAAAAUAUUAAGAGGAAAAGAUGCACAACAAAAACACGACUUUGUCACGUUAGUACCUGCUCGAGUGCUGCCGUUUGUGAUUCCUAAGUACUUCUUUUUGUCGCAAGAUGUCGACCGUCUUGUAGAUCUCAUAAAAGAAAUCAUUUUUGUGAAAACCGAAAAUGACGAAUUGGUCCUCACCACGUCGUUCCUCCCAAAACAUUUUAAUGAAAAACAAACAGAAACAUUUCAGUAUAUGGCAAAAGUCAAUGCGGACGAAAGAACUUUAAAACGAAGAAAUCAGUGGAAACAAAAACGAUUUGAAACCGCAAAAAAGGAAAUCGCAAAGAAAAAUCCCGUUUUGGAAAAAGACGAGAAAAUCCAAAAAAACUUUUUUGACGAAAUGAAAAGGGCGGGAUUGUUUGAAAAUGAGCCUUCAGUGACAUCAGAUAUGCCUAAGAUUUUUCAGACAAAUGACGAGAUUGUUUUGGGGAAGAUUUUGGCAAAAAUUCGGGAGAUUGAAAUUGGUGGAAAGAAGGAAAUAAUUGAACCUGAAUACAACCAGAACCUUGAAAAUGUUGACAGAUCAGCACAAUCUAUGGACGAAAUGGUUCGGACGCGUCUUGUGUUGUUUGGUUCAUCCAACGAGGCGCGUUGGGAAUCUUGGAAAUUUUGUUUUGGGUUGUCAAAUUCGCCUGUUUCGAUCUCAAAAAUGACUGAAGAAUAUACACAAUUAAAUUUGAUUAUAUCUUUGAUCCUUCCAGUCCAAUUGUCAAAUUGGUCUGUACUCUCAACUACCAUCGAUCAAAUUGAUAAAGAUUUAAAACGUGUAGACUACACUUCCCUUACCAAAAUUUGGGGACAAGACGCAAAACCAGUUCUUCGACGAUUAUUAUUGGCUUAUAGUAUAUAUAACUAUAAUAUAGGAUAUGUCCAAGGCGAACAUGACAUUGUGAUUGGUUUGAUGGAGAUUGGUCGGAACGAGGUUGAGAUUUUUUACGUUUUUUCGAAAGUGAUGGAAAUGGUGGAACGCGAGUUUGAGUGCCCGAAAAGUGCCGAGUUUGACCGGCGAUUAAUGCCGAUAAUAUCCUAUUUAGAUGACGAGCUUGGCAAAUAUUUACAUGAUAAAAACAUUUCGAUGUAUUUUGUGUAUCAGUGGCUUGCGUUGCUUUUUAAACGGGAUUUUGGUGGUGAAAUCUAUGAACUGUGGGAUGCUAUUUUUGCAUAUCCCAAACAUAAGUUGCAGUAUUUUAUUACUGCAAUUAUUAUUGAAGAACAAAGGGAACAUAUUUUAGGAAAUUUACUUGGAUUUGAUGAGAUGAGUAUGUUCUUUCAAUGUUUAAGUGGAUUAUUUAAGGUUGAUGUUAAAAUAGAGGCAGACCAAUUAUACUACAAUUUCAUUGAAAACGCACCAAAGGAAGAGGUGCAGAAAGUGUUUUGUUAA